AUGGCGAGCAAACGGGUGAACGUACUCGUUUAUGCUGGUACUGGCGCGACGGCCGGAUCAGUCCGUCACUGUCUCUACACCCUCCGCCGUCUGCUUUCCCCCAACUACGCUGUCAUACCCGUCAAUGGCGACGCAAUUAUCAAAGAACCCUGGACCGCCUCGUGUGCUCUCCUAGUCUUCCCAGGAGGCGCAGAUCUAGGGUACUGCCGCACUUUGAACGGCGAGGGAAACCGCCGGAUCAUCCAGUAUGUCAAUCGAGGCGGUGCUUACCUUGGAUUUUGUUCUGGCGGCUACUACGGCAGCAAGCGCUGCGAAUUUGAGGUCGGUGAUCCAAAGAUGGAGGUCGUUGGGGAGCGCGAACUAGCUUUCUUCCCGGGUGUCUGUCGGGGGCUCGCGUUUCCUGGCUUCCUUUACCAUAGCGAAGCUGGAGCAAGAGCAGCGGAACUGCGCGUCAACAGAGCCAACUUACCAGCCAGUCCGGGCACGCUGCCGGAGACUUUUCGAUCCUACUACAACGGUGGCGGGGUCUUUGUUGAUGCGGAAAAGUACGCAGACAGGGGCGUAGAGAUACUAGCUAGCUAUACUGAGGAGCUCAGAGUUGACGCUGGCCCAGAGAAAGCUGCUGUUGUGUACCGUAAAGUCGGCGAUGGUGGCGUGAUCCUGACUGGGCCUCAUCCUGAGUUUGCCGCCGUGAACCUGAGCAAGCAAGACAAUGGACCCGAAUACGCCAAGGUGGUCGAUGCUGUUGCUGCAGACGAGAAGCCACGCACAGAUUUUCUCAAGGCUUGCUUGACCAAGCUAGGCCUCAAGGUCAAUCAGGAAGAACAAGCGGUACCUUCCCUCUCCCGUCUUCACCUCUCUACUCACAAACCGUCGGACGUCGCUGAGCUCGUGUCUUCUUGGCAAGAAAUCAUUACUCUAAGCGACGGCGAAGAAUACAUCAAGGGCGAAAACGACACCUUCCACCUCGAGAAGCCGGACAGGUGGUCAAUGAGCACGCUCACGCAGGCCGUGGCUUCAGUCUUACCCGGCGCUGCGGGUAAAGAGAAGGACAAUGCUGAAGAAGACCAAGCCGGCCUUAUCGACUACGACAAGGUAGUAAAACGUAUAGUAGCCCAUGAAACCGAGCUCCCGUCGAACAAGGAGACCCCUUACUUCAACCACUACGCCUAUUUCGCCAACCUCCAGCACUACCAGCAUGAACUGCGAGACUCCGAUCCAGCUUUCGGCAAAUACAUCCUCUACGGCGAAGUCGUCACCAGCACGAACACCCUUCUCGAAAAAAACCCCGCCCUCCUCUCGCACCUCCCACCCGGCUUCACCGCCGCAGCAACGACCCAAAUCGCCGGCCGCGGCCGCGGCACCAACGUCUGGGUCGCACCUCCAGGCGCGCUAAUGUUCAGCACCGUCCUGCGGCACCCUCUGGCCCUAACGCAAUCCGCUCCCGUCGUGUUCCUGCAGUAUCUCGCCGCGCUGGCCAUCGUGGAGGGAAUCCAGAGCUACGAGCCGGGCUAUGCGAAGUUACCUGUGAAGCUGAAGUGGCCGAAUGAUAUCUAUGCUCUCGACCCUUCUGUCUUGAAAGAAGACGGUAGUGAUGGGAAGAAGAGGGAGGCAAAGGAUUAUGUCAAGAUCGGGGGCAUACUCGUUACCUCAAGCUAUGCGGGCGGCGACUACACGUGCGUAGUUGGGAUUGGGAUCAACGUCGCGAACGCGGCGCCGACCACUAGCUUGGACGCACUGGCGACGAAAGUGGGGCUGAAGAGGCUUCAGAUGGAGAAGCUGCUCGCUAGGAUUCUCGUCUCGUUCGAAGCUAUCUACGGCAAAUUCUGCAGGAGCGGGUGGAACAGGGAGCUUGAGGAGAUCUACUAUAGGAAUUGGCUGCACACGGACCAGAUUGUCACGCUGGAGAGCGCGGAAGGGCAAAGGGCGAGAAUUAAGGGGAUUACAAGGGAUUGGGGCCUGUUGCUUGCUGAGGAGUUAGGAAGGGAGGACAGGAACACGGGCAAAGUGUGGCAGCUGCAGAGCGAUAGCAACAGCUUUGAUUUCUUCAAAGGCUUGGUCAAGAGGAAGGUGUAG
This is a messenger RNA of Coniosporium apollinis CBS 100218, 2076 nucleotides long. Its product is annotated as biotin-[acetyl-CoA-carboxylase] ligase. Gene Ontology annotation, molecular function: biotin--[biotin carboxyl-carrier protein] ligase activity. The record is from RefSeq and is a predicted model, not a curated record. The transcript is spliced from 4 exons. Gene Ontology annotation, biological process: protein modification process. Lineage: Eukaryota; Fungi; Ascomycota; Dothideomycetes. Bases 1 to 2076 code for a protein of 691 amino acids. Gene Ontology annotation, cellular component: cytoplasm.